GCAGCUCCUGUAGUCUGGAUAAUUAGAAUCUCAUGACCCGCCCUCUCACUCCCCCCUCCUCUAACUACUCUUGCAAAUAAAACGUUCAUUCGUGUUCUUCUCGGUGAUGGAGCAAUGAGGAUGCCGAAACUGGACUUCCUGUAGAGCUUUUCCCUUUUCUACAACCACUUUUCUUUCUAACUUUUAUUUUUUUGUCCUACCUGUUCGCUGCCAUGCUGCGGGUCAUAGUAGAGUCUGCCACGGGUCUCCCCAAAAAGAAACUCGGCAGUCCUGACCCAAUCGUUUCUGUGACUUUCAAAGAUGAGAAGAAGAAAACCAAAUCGAUUGACAAUGAAGUGAACCCUGUCUGGAAUGAGGUGCUGGAGUUUGAUCUAAAAGGCGUUCCGCUGGACUCCGGCUCACAGCUAGACGUGGUUGUGAAAGAUUACGAGACGAUUGGGAAAGAUAAAUUCCUUGGGUCCACUAAGGUCUCUCUGCGAGAUCUUGCCUCUGGAAAAUCGAGAUCUCUGCCAUGCAAAAAUGUUCCUCUGGUCAAUGAGAGCGGGAAGGGGAUCGGAGCUACGAUAGACCUGGUGAUUGCCUAUGACCCUCCAGCCAAUGCCGUGCCGAACCCCAAUGACCCCCAAGAUGGAAAUGCUGCAGUGGACGCCGGAGGGGGUGAGGAUGAGGAGGGGAAUGAGACUGUUCCAGACGGGGCCCAGAGUGGCCCAGCUGGAGCCCCUUCGUCCUCCGGUCAGGCUGGGGCUCUUCGCCAGAGGCUGAACCGGGCGCAGAGUCGCCACCGACUUGCCAAUAAACCCCAGGACUUCCAGAUCCGUGUUCGGGUCGUGGAAGCCCGUCAGCUGUCCGGAAAUAACAUCAAGCCUGUGGUGAAGGUCCAUGUGUGUGGACAGACCCACCGGACGAGGAUCAAGAAGGGAAACAACCCGUUUUUUGACGAGAUCUUCUUCUACAACGUUCACAUGCUGCCGUCGGAUUUGUUUGAAGAGAACAUCAGCUUCAGGGUGUAUAAUUCAUAUUCGCUGAGGGCAGACAGCCUUAUGGGUGAAUUCAUGCUGGACAUUGGUUAUGUUUAUGAUGAACCAGCCCAUUGUGUGAUGAGGAAGUGGCUCCUGUUGAAUGACCCAGAUGACUCCAGCUCCGGCGCUAAAGGCUACCUCAAAGUCAGCCUGUUUGUUGUGGGAACAGGAGACGAGCCUCCGGUGGAAAAGAGGGAAUCAAGUGACGACCAGGACGACAUAGAGAGCAACCUGCUGCUGCCAGCAGGGGUCACCCUGCGGUGGGCCACGCUGUCCUUAAAGGUGUUCAGGGCUGAGGACAUUCCCCAGAUGGACGAUGCAUUUGUCCAGACGUUGAAAGGGAUCUUUGGAGGAGAGGAAAACAAGAAGAACCUGGUGGAUCCUUUCCUAGAGGCGCGGUUUGCUGGCAAAAAGUUGUGCACUCAGAUCAUUGAGAGGAACGCGAACCCAGAGUGGAACCAAGUUUUGAACCUUCAAGUCAAAUUCCCGUCCAUGUGUGAGCGCAUCAAGCUGACCGUGUUCGACUGGGAUCGGCUGACAGGAAAUGAUGCUGUUGGCACCACAUACCUGAACCUGACCAAGAUAGCCUCCUCUGGUGGAGAGAUAGAAGAGGAACAUGCAGAUAAUGGGGAAAUGCCAUCGUUUGAAGCUGACUCAGGAGAGUCUCAGGUGGGUUUCCUGCCCUUGUUUGGCCCCUGUUACAUCAACCUAUAUGGCAGUCCCAGAGAGUUCACGGGCCUCCCAGAUCCCUAUGAGGCUCUGAACCUUGGCGAGGGAGAAGGAGUGGCGUACAGGGGCAGGGUGCUGGUGGAGCUCUCCACGAAGCUGGAGGGGAAAGCAGACAAAGCAGUUGACAGUAUCCACAGUGACGACAUCCUUGUGGUUCAGAAGUACCAGAGAAGAAGAAAAUACUGUCUGUGCGCAGUCUUCCACAGCGCCUCCAUGAUUCAGGAACCUGGUGAACCCAUCCAGUUUGAGAUCAGCAUUGGUAACUAUGGCAACAAACUGGACACCACCUGUAAACCCCUGGCCUCCACCACCCAGUACAGCUGUGCUGUAUUUGAUGGUAACCAUUACUACUACCUGCCCUGGGCAAACACUAAGCCGGUGGUUGUUCUCACGUCCUUCUGGGAGGACAUCGGUCACCGCCUCGAUUCUGUCAACAUCAUCCUCUACAUCACACACCGCCUGCAAUCCAACCUGGAUGCAUUUAAAACAGCCAUAUUGGCUAAAGUUCCUGACAGCCAGCUGGCAGAGGUGUGGAUGAAGUUACUCAAUCAGUUGAUUGAAGACUUGGACAGUUUCCCCACCCCUGACCUGGAGGGCCGCUCCAACCUGACAUCUCUGGACAUCCAGAUCAAGAAACUACGAGACAACGCUCUGACGUCCAUCAAGAUGGCAGCGAGUCGCAUGAGGGAGGAAGCCAGGGAAAUCCCAGACACGCUGCCGGAUAUAGAGAGCUGGGCGGACAAGCUCAACCAGCUGGCCAACGAGCCCCAGAACAGCAUGCCUGACGUGAUCAUCUGGAUGCUGCGCGGCGAGAAGCGUGUGGCCUACAGCCGCAUCCCGGCUCAUCAGAUCCUCUACUCCACCUACAGCCAACAGGCCUGUGGGCAGCACUGUGGCCAGACUCGGACCAUCUUCCUGAAGUACCCCAUGGACAAGACCAAAGGCCUGAAGGUUCCGGUUCAGGUCAGGGUCAACAUGUGGCUCGGCCUCUCUGUACACGAGAAAAGGUUCAACGCCUUCUCAGAGGGAACCUUCAGUGUGUUUGCUGAACUGUAUGAAAACCAGGCUAAAGUGUUCGGGAACUGGGGGACCACCGGACUGGUGGGCCGACACAAGUUCUCUGAUGUGACGGGAAAACUGAAGCUGAAGCAGGAGUACUUCAUGCCACCCAGAGGAUGGGAGUGGGAGUCCGACUGGUUUAUCGACCCGGAGAAAGCCCUGCUAACCGAGGCAGACGCCGGACACACAGAGUUCAUGGACGAGGUGUUUCAGAACGAGAGCCGUUUCCCCGGCGGAGAGUGGAAGGCCGCCUCGGAGCCGUACACCGACGUGAACGGAGAGAAAAGCCGAAACCCUAAAGAGUUCGACUGUCCUCCAGGCUGGACGUGGGAGGACAGCUGGACGGUGGACAUCAACAGAGCUGUGGAUGAUCAAGGCUGGGAGUACGGGGUGACCAUUCCUCCAGACGAUAAGCCCCGAUCCUGGGUCCCUGCUGAGAAGAUGUACCACGUCCACCGGCGGAGGAGGCUGGUCCGGCCCCGAAAGAGAGCGGCGCGUCCGUCCGGCGCGGCACUGGAGAGAAGAGAUCAUGGUGACCCCGAGGGAUGGGAAUUCUCCUCCCUGAUUGGCUGGAAGUUCCAUCGAAACGAGCGUUCCUCGGACUCGUUCCGUCGACGGCGCUGGAGGAGAAAGAUGGCGCCCGAAGAUCGCCUGGGAGCCUGCGCCAUUUUUCAGCUGGAGGGUGCAUUAGGCAUCGAUACAGAGGACAAGGAGAACGGCUCCAAAGGCGAUGCCACCAAGCUGUUUGGGGCCAACACCCCCACCGUGUCCUGCUCCUUCGACAGGUCAUACAUGUACCACCUCCGAGUCUAUCUCUACCAGGCGAGGAACCUGACGUCUAUGGACAAAGACAGUUUCUCUGAUCCGUACGCGCACGUUUCCUUCCUUCACGUCAGCAAGACGACGGAGAAGCUCCGAGCCACGCUGAACCCGACCUGGGACCAAACUCUGAUUUUCAACGACGUAGAGAUUUACGGAGACCCCAAGAACGUCGAUGCCAAUCCUCCAGACGUGGUGCUGGAGUUCUACGACAGCGACCAAGUGGGGAAGGACGAGCAGCUGGGCCGCAGCAUUUGCGUCCCGCUGGUGAAGCUGAACUCCAGCAUGGAUCAGACGCCCCGGCUGCUGUGGCACCCCGUCAUCCAGAAGGGCCAGAGGGCUGGGGAGGCCCUCGUGGCGGCUGAACUCAUUCUGAAAGACAAGUCAGGUGAUGGGGAUCUUCCCCUGGUUCCCCCAAAAAGAGCCGAGAACCUCUACAUGGUCCCCCAGGGGAUCCGGCCGGUGGUGCAGCUGACAGCUGUGGAGAUUCUGGCGUGGGGUCUGAGGAACAUGAAGACCUACCAACUGGCGGCGGUGUCUUCCCCCAGCCUGGUGGUGGAGUGCGGAGGCCAGCGGGUGGAGUCUGCUGUGAUCAAGAACAUGAAGAAGAGCCCCAACUUCCCCGGCUGCGUCCUCUUCAUCAAAGUGCUCCUUCCAAAGGAUGAGAUGUACACUCCUCCCAUCGUGGUGAAGGUGAUUGACCACCGGCCAUUUGGCAGGAAGCCUGUGGUUGGUCAGUGCACCAUCACCUGCCUGGAGGAGUUCAGGUGCGACCCGUACGUCAUCGUUUCCGAGGGAGCCAGGGCCUCCAAGAUGGCUCUGAUGAUGACUGCGCCUCGUAAGGACGUUGCCAUAACGAUGGACGAGGGCCGACCGCUGCUGGAGGCGCAGCACUCAGAAAAGGAAAAGGAAACGGUUGAUUGGUGGAGUAAAUUCUACGCUUCAGUUGGAGACCAGGAGAAAUGUGGCCCUUACACCAGCAAAGGCUACGACACCCUUAAAGUGUAUGACCGUGAGUUGGAGAAUGUCGACGAUUUCAAAGGGUUGACCGACUUCUGCAACACGUUCAAACUGCAGCGAGGCAAGAAUGAAAACGGGGACGAAGACCCCACCGUGGUCGGAGAGUUCAAGGGGGCAUUCAAAGUGUACCCACUGCCAGAUGACCCCAGCAUUGCUGCCCCACCCCGGCAGUUCCGAGAGCUGCCGGAAAGCGGACCUCAGGAGUGUUUGGUCAGAAUUUAUGUGGUUCGGGCAAUUGACCUGCAGCCUAAAGACAACAACGGCAGAUGUGACCCGUACAUUAAAAUAUCAGUGGGCAGAAACACAAUGGAUGACAGAGAUAACUACCUGCCCAACACCCUGAACCCUGUGUUUGGAAGGAUGUUUGAGAUGACGUGUUUCCUGCCUCAAGACAAGGACCUGAAAAUCGCCGUGUACGACUAUGAUCUCCUGACUCGUGACGAAAAGGUUGGCGAGACGGUCAUUGACCUCGAGAACCGCUUCCUAUCUCGAUACAACUCCUACUGCGGCCUUCCUCAGACCUACUGCAUCUCUGGCAUCAACCAGUGGCGGGAUCAGCUGAAGCCAUCUCAGAUCCUGGAGAACCUGGCCCGACUGAAAGGCCUGUCCAAGCCCAGGACGGAGGACAACGGCACGUCGCUUACGUUCAACGGAAAAGAUUACACUUUGGCUCAGUUUGAAAACAACACGGAAAUUCACCAGCACCUGGGCCCGCCGCGGGAACGCCUUUGUCUGCACGUCCUCAGAACUCAGGGACUCGUUCCUGAACACGUGGAGACCAGGACCCUCUACAGCUCCUUCCAGCCAAAUCUGUCUCAGGGAAGGCUUCAGAUGUGGGUAGAUGUCUUCCCCAAAAGCAUCGGGCUCCCUGGUCCUCCCUUUGACAUCACACCCCGCAAACCCAAAAAGUUCUUCCUGCGAGCGGUCAUCUGGAACACCACCGACGUCACUCUGGAUGAAACCAGCAUCACAGGAGAGAACAUGAGCGACAUCUACGUGAAAGGCUGGAUGCCGGGCAUGGAGGAGGACAAACAGAAGACUGACGUACACUACAGGUCUCUGGAUGGAGACGGAAACUUUAACUGGCGGUUUGUCUUUGGCUUUGACUACCUGCCAGCUGAACAGCUCUGCCUCGUCUCCAAGAAGGAACACUUUUGGAGUCUUGACAAUACAGAGUUCAGGAUUCCUCCCAAGCUGCUGCUUCAGAUAUGGGAUAACGACAAGUUCUCAUUGGACGAUUACUUAGGCAUGCUGGAGCUGGAUUUACGCAAGCUGGUCCCUCCUGCCAAAACUCCAGAGAAAUGCUCCCUGGACAUGAUGGAUAAUCUGGAAAUCGGAACACCAGACAAACUGACGACUGCCAAGUCUCUGUUUGCUCAGCAGUCAGUCAGAGGCUGGUGGCCUUGCUCCAUCGAACAGGACGGGAAGAGAGUACUGGGUGGUAAAGUGGAGAUGACGCUGGAGAUUGUGAGUGAAGCAGAAGCAGACGAGAGACCUGCAGGAAAAGGACGGGACGAACCCAACAUGAACCCAAAGCUAGACUUUCCCAACCGUCCAGAAACCUCUUUCUUCUGGUUCACUAACCCCUGCAAGACCAUGAAGUUCAUUAUAUGGAGAAGGUUCAAGUGGGUGUUCAUUGGACUCAUUAUCCUCAUCAUCGUCGUGCUCUUCAUCGCCAUCCUGCUGUACUCUUUACCAAACUACAUCUCCAUGAAAAUUGUGAAGCCACUCCAGUGACAACGGAUCAAGCAGACUGAACACUCAGCCAAACUAAACAGGUUUAGCUUUAUUUUCACAGCUGACAGUGUUUUAUUAUUGAGGAUGGGUGUUUUUGCAUAUUUGCACUGUUGCCAUAAUAAAUGUGUAUUUUAUGUAGACGGCUUCAAGGCGACAAACAUGGGACACUGUUGACAUUUAACACUGCAGUGCAGCCUAAAACCUCAGGUGGUUGGACCACUUUAAUGUCUGUUGUAAGGUCAUGCAGUCUGAACGCAGGUUCUGGUUCUACGUUGGUAUGGAGACAAUUUUAUCCACACAGUCACUGAGAUGGUUUUAAGACUUUCAACGCAAGCCUCUCAUUCAUUCCUUCAUUACAAGGUGUCUUCCUGAUUUUUCUCAUUAACAUUAUUGUGCCAAACCAUUCCUUCAUGUCUGUCCUGUUUUUAAGUGGAAUAUUAAACAUGUUUUACAUUAAAGUGAAAUAUUUCCAGA
Molecule: messenger RNA, 6857 nt
Organism: Poecilia latipinna (sailfin molly)
Lineage: Eukaryota; Metazoa; Chordata; Actinopteri; Cyprinodontiformes; Poeciliidae
Product: myoferlin-like
Exons: 54
Coding region: 213-6383 (2056 amino acids)
Biological process (GO): plasma membrane organization
Cellular component (GO): membrane
Source: RefSeq, a predicted model, not a curated record